Messenger RNA from Gracilinanus agilis (Agile Gracile Mouse Opossum), 1987 nucleotides. RefSeq names its product polypeptide N-acetylgalactosaminyltransferase 3 (gene GALNT3). Gene Ontology annotation, cellular component: Golgi apparatus. NCBI's taxonomy places the organism in Eukaryota, Metazoa, Chordata, Mammalia, Didelphimorphia, Didelphidae. The coding region runs from base 1 to 1896 and encodes 631 amino acids. The record is from RefSeq and is a predicted model, not a curated record. The transcript has 10 exons.
AUGGCUCACUUAAGACUACUGAUAAAACUAUUCUGUAAAAAACUUUUUCACCACAAAAAGUUCUGGAAGUUUGGUGCAGUGAUUUUUUUCUUUAUGGUGUUUUUGAUUUUAAUGCAAAGAGAAGUAAGUGUCCAAGAUUCCAAAGACGUAUCAGGGAUUGAGAAAAAUAAAAACAAGAUGUUUGAUCUAAUGCUGGAAGCUGUGAACAAUAUUAAAGACGUAAUGCCCAAAUUGCAGAUAAGAGCCCCUCUUAGAGAAAAUAAUGAUGCUGGGGAUAGACCAUGUUUGCAAGGAUAUUACACAGCAGCUGAAUUGAAGCCUCUUCUUGAUCGCCCACCUCAGGACUCCAAUGCCCCAGGUGCUUCUGGGAAACCAUUCAAACCGAACAAUUUAAGUCCUGAAGAACAAAAAGAAAAAGAGAGAGGGGAAAUCAAACAUUGUUUUAAUGCUUUUGUAAGUGACCGGAUUUCAUUGCACCGAGACCUUGGACCAGACACUCGACCUCCUGAAUGUAUUGAGCAAAAAUUUAAGCGCUGUCCUUCCUUGCCUACCACAAGUGUCAUCAUAAUUUUUCACAAUGAAGCAUGGUCUACUCUGCUUAGAACUGUCCACAGUGUACUUUAUUCUUCACCAGCCAUACUGCUGAAAGAAAUCAUUUUGGUAGAUGAUGCCAGUGAGGACGACUAUUUACAUGAUAAACUAGAUGAAUAUAUUAAGCAGUUUCAAAUAGUAAAAGUUGUUCGACAAAAAGAAAGACAAGGUCUGAUCAAUGCCCGAUUGCUAGGAGCAUCAGUAGCAACUGCUGAAACACUUACCUUUUUAGAUUCCCACUGUGAAUGCUUUUAUGGUUGGUUAGAGCCUUUGUUGUCAAGAAUAGCUGAGAACUACACAGCAGUUGUGAGUCCAGACAUUGCAUCCAUAGAUCUUACUACAUUUGAAUUCAGCAAACCUUCUCCUUAUGGGCAUAACCAUAACCGUGGAAAUUUUGACUGGAGCUUAUCAUUUGGCUGGGAAUCUCUUCCUGAUCAUGAAAAACAAAGAAGAAAAGAUGAAACCUAUCCAAUUAGAACACCCACUUUUGCAGGAGGUCUCUUUUCUAUAUCAAAGAAAUAUUUUGAAUAUAUUGGAACUUAUGAUGAAGAAAUGAAAAUCUGGGGAGGAGAAAAUAUAGAAAUGUCUUUCAGAGUAUGGCAAUGUGGUGGGCAGUUGGAGAUUAUGCCUUGCUCUGUUGUUGGACAUGUUUUUCGCAGCAAAAGCCCUCAUACAUUUCCAAAAGGCACUCAGGUGAUUGCCCGUAACCAAGUUCGUCUUGCAGAAGUCUGGAUGGAUGAAUUUAAAGAUAUAUUUUAUCGAAGAAAUACAGAAGCAGCAAAAAUUGUCAAACAGAAAGCCUUUGGAGAUAUUUCAAAAAGACUUGAUAUAAGACACCGUCUCCAAUGUAAAAAUUUUACUUGGUAUUUAAACAAUAUUUAUCCAGAAAUAUAUGUGCCAGAUCUUAACCCUGUAAUAUCUGGAUAUAUACAAAAUAUAGGCCGCCAUUUAUGUUUGGAUGUUGGAGAAAACAACCAAGGUGGCAAGCCACUAAUUAUGUAUACAUGUCAUUUUCUUGGAGGAAAUCAGUAUUUUGAAUAUUCUGAACAGCAUGAAAUUAGGCAUAGCAUCCAGCAAGAGUUAUGUCUUCAUGCUCUUCGAGGCCCGGUUCAGAUGAAGGCAUGUAGCUACAAAGGUCAGAAAACACUUACCGUUCAUGAACAGAAAUGGGAAAUUCGAAAGGAUCAUCUACUGUACAAUCCAUCACUAAACAUGUGUCUUACGGGAAAUGGAGAGCAUCCAAGCUUGGUGUCAUGUAAUCCAUCGGAUGUAUUCCAGAAGUGGGAUUUUGUCCAUCAAACAUAAGUGUUACUUAGAAUUAGGGAAUUUAAAAAAGAGGUAUACUUUCUUAUAAAACUGUGACUAGGCAUACACUGUAGUUUUGGGAAAUUAUGCA